Molecule: messenger RNA, 2579 nt
Organism: Vespa crabro (European hornet)
Lineage: Eukaryota; Metazoa; Arthropoda; Insecta; Hymenoptera; Vespidae
Gene: Sdc
Product: syndecan-like
Exons: 5
Coding region: 191-913 (240 amino acids)
Biological process (GO): cell migration
Cellular component (GO): cell surface; membrane
Source: RefSeq, a predicted model, not a curated record
GCCCUCAGUGUCUCGCGAUUCAUCGAUCAGUGUGGUGUGUGUCGCGUUGUUGCUCCCUUCGGCUUUUCGUAGCUUCCUUUUUCUGGCUGCGACUUACGCGGCGGCUCCGAAUCGUACUUUAUUCGUCCUCGUGAAAACGGCGUUACAGCUGCGGGCUCGACAGGAGCCUACUUGAAAACACAUAGAAAAAAUGAGACGAAGGAUAUUGUGGAUUCUGGUUAGCACGGCCGUCAUUCUCACGGAAUGCAACGCCGCUACGGAGAAAGAACAGAACGAGAAGGGCGAGAGAACGUUGGGAAAUUCGAAUUACAAUUCCUUUCCGGACGAUCUCUACCUGGACGAUCAAGAGGCCUCGGAAGGUUCUGGACGAGGUGGAAGCGAGGGACGAGACGACCUUGAAGCAUCCGGUAGUGGCCUUGGCCCUGACGACGAGGACGGUGACGAUGAACAUGAAUUCGACACGACCAAUAACAGAAUAGAACCAGUGCCAAAAAAACCAAUUGAACCAAAGGAACCAUAUUCUAUUGAUGAGAGCAACAACAACAAUAAAGUUCAAACCAACGAAGAAACGAUAAAUCGAGUGGAUAACGAAGAGGUCGAUGUAAUCGAGCCCUCGACCGGUGAGGACGAGCACGUGGAUAACAUUGGCGAUAGCCAAGACGUUUACAUAAUGAAUCCAAAGCACGAGGAUCGUGCCAGUUCGUUCUUUGCACAGCCAGGCGUUCUAGCGGCGGUGAUCGGUGGAGCUGUAGUCGGCCUAUUAUGUGCCAUACUCGUGGUGAUGUUCAUCGUCUAUAGAAUGCGCAAAAAAGACGAGGGUUCGUACGCCUUGGACGAGCCAAGAAGAUCGCCGGCGGCCCAAGCCUUUCCAAAACCUGGCGCACCCCAUCACAAUCGAGAAUUUUAUGCUUGAAGAGACGUAGCCCGUCUGGCUUCGUUAUCGGCUAAUAUUCCUACCAGUAAUAUUCUGGUAGAAUGUCGUAAUUUCGAGCCAGGGAAUAGAAAGACACGUUCGAUCGAAUCGACGUAUCAAGAUGAUCGUAGCUGGACGAUGAUUUGAAUGAUCUAGCCGUUAUGCUCGAUGAUGAUGACGAUGAUGAUGACGACGAUGAUGAUGAUGAUGACGACGACGACGAUGAUGUUGAUGUUGAUGAUGAUGACUACGACGAAAAAAAAGAAACAAAAAAAAAGCAAAAAAACGGCGUAACAUGUGGCAGCUCCUUAUAGGAUAUUAAAAAAAAAAAAAUAUAUAUAUAUAUAUAUAUAUAUAUAUAUAUACAUAAAAAAGAAAAGCAGAAAGAAAGAAAACGGGGAAAAAAGUAAAAUAUACAAACAAACAAACAAACAAACAAAACGUAUAUGGCGAACGAGAAGACGCGUCGCUAUCGACCAAUCCUGCGACGAUAAUAAUCUUACUCGAUUAUCUUAGAGCGUACUCGUUCGCCAAUCAGACACUAGUGUGUAGCGAUUGAAACGCGCUCUGCAGUCCUACCUCCGCUCUCUCCUUCUAAAGAAAAGAAAAGAAAAGAAAAGAAAAGAAAAAAAAAAAAAAAGUAAUAAUAAUAAAUAUAUACAUAUAAUAAUAGUUAAUUUAAAACUAAACGAUUCAAUGCGCGCGAACGAACCUGCGUUUUUGCUUUUUUCUCUUUUCCUUUUUUAACUCUUAAUAGUUUUAUUAAUUUAUUGUCCCUUUCUUUUUUUCUUUUUUUUUCUUGUUUUGUUUCACUUCAAAAUCCACGACAUAUCGAUUUCGAAAUUAUCCGAUAAAUUUACGACGUCCAAUCAAUUUUUAUUUACGUGACUUUUCGUUACUAUUUUUUUUCUUUUUUUUUUUUUUUUUUUUUUUUUUUAGAACGAAGCGGAUUUCAAAUCGAUGCGUUUUAAUCUAACUUUUAAACCUUCUUAUCGAGCAUUGAUCGAUAAAAUCAGCCAUAUUAGUGUUAUCCUUUUUUUUUAUGUUUAUCCAAUCUUAUCUUAUCAUUUCUUUUUAUUUCCUUUCUUAUAUCCACGAGCACAUACUCUUGGCGAGAUUCUUCUUAUAUUGUUUUCUUUAUCUUUCUUAAUUCUUUUCUUCUUCCCUUUUUUUUUUUUUUUUUCCUUGUUUUAUUUUAUUUUAUUUUAUUUUACUUUUUAAUAAACUCUUAAUUAAUAAUCAAUCAUCGAUCAUAAUAUGUAUAUUUGUGCUCUCUUCAAGUAAAUAUAAAAAAAACGAGACGAAUCUGUACGUAUAUGAAUUAUGUUUUAAUGGUGUUCACGAUUCUGAUUUUUUUUUUUUGCUUUUGGUGGAAGGAGGGUAUAUAUAUAUACAUAUAUAUAUAUAUAUGUGUGUGUGUAUGUAUAUGUAUAUAUAUAUAUAUAUAUAUUUAGCAAAAUAAAAAUGAAACAAAAGAAUUUUCAUGGGACACCGAUUCCGAAUGCAUUUACAUAAGCCAAUAGGUCGUGUGAAAAAUCUAUGCAUUUAUGUAUAGCUGCAUAUUAUUAUUAUUACUACUAUUACUAUUAUUAUUAUGAAUAUAUAUUUAUGUGUGCGUAGUGAGAGAGAGAGAGAGAGAGAGAGAGAGAGAGAGAGAGAGAAAGAA